Molecule: messenger RNA, 14335 nt
Organism: Spirodela intermedia
Lineage: Eukaryota; Viridiplantae; Streptophyta; Magnoliopsida; Alismatales; Araceae
Source: the annotation of a GenBank genome assembly
AUGCAUGCUUCACUUGAAAAUUAUAUUUUCUGCAUAUUCUAUUUCGAGUUUUCUAUGUCAUUGAAGACAAUGUCAUUUUUAAGUUGGGGGGUGAAGUAUUCAUUAUUAAUUUAUGUUGUAGGACGAUUAAGAACAUGUGUUUGCAUUUUAUUCAACUUAGAACAGCAACUAAAAAUAUAAAAAUAAAAUAAAAUUCGGAAAAAUUACAACAUCUAUUUUCUGGUUUUCUGUCAAAAACAGCAAACUGUCAAAAACAGCAGACAAAAAACAGCCCGAAAUUUGAAAUUCUAGAAGACCCUUGAUAAGUCUUCAUUAUCAUGAGUUAAUAAUUAGUAAAUAAUAUAGUUUUAGCCUUAACUCAUGAUAAAUAGACUUAUAUUUGUGUUAAAGCAUUAAAAGUGGUUUUCAGUUGAUUAACGUGAAUUUUUGGGUAAUUAUGUGAUUUUAUACGAUUUUUACAGUCUUAGUUUUGAGAUAAAUGAAGAACAAGAAAUAAAAAUAAAAAUAUUGCAAAAUGGGGGGAUUCGCCGGCCAGCCGGGCCCGCAAGCGGGUCGGAAGCGCAGUCGGGGAGUAGCCGCGAGCAGGGGCUCGAACGGCUUGCUUGGAUCGAUAGGGGCACGUGUGCGCCACUCCCCUUCCACGUCACCGAUGGUCAGCCGGCUGUGGGGCAAGGAGUGGUCGUACACGCGAGAGGAUUUUGCCUAUAAAGCUAACUUUACUAUAUAUUCGCCCAAAUAAUCCGCGAACAACCGAUGUGGGACUAAACCCGCGUCACACCUUGUUCAGGGGCGGGCGACCGCCGCGGGUUCGAAUCCUCCCAGAGUCAAAAUUCAUAUAUUUUUAACUGAUUAUCGCGACUUUCCUGCAGAUCGCCGGUGAAGGAUUAAGCAACCGGAAUCGCUGGAUCAUCGGCGAAAAUCUCGUCAACGCGAUUCGCGGAGCAUUGCUACUAAAAUUUCUAAACGAUUCGCGAUAAAAGGAUCGCAAUCCAUCGAGAAAAUCAUCUCCGAUUGAUCGACGAACAAGCCGUCGUCGGGAAGAGGACGAUCCGCCGGGAGACCAGUCGCCACCUCCUGAGAGCGUACCAGAUGCGAUGAAGAGCCUCCUCUUGCUGCGCGGACCUGAGGAUGAAGCUCCCUAACACGCGCCUCACCUUCAUCCAGCCCCUCUCCGUCGGGUGACAGCCGCCGGAGAGCCGCAAAGUCGCCAUUUUUCCGCUCCGCCGGGUGACAGCCGCCGGAGACGAUUCGACGACCCACUUCAUUGGUCUCUAGACUUCGCGAGAAGAUCUAGAGAUUGCCCACGUCGUCUUUGUCCAAGGAGAGCCUUCGAGGCCGUGGACACUGCACGACGACCCUCCCGAACGCUCAGGGAUUCCGGUGCAUCGCCGACGCGUCGCCGUCGCGACGCCAGAACUCUGUUUUCCUGCUUUAUCUAGAGAUUGCCCACGUCGUCUUUGUCCAAGGAGAGCCUUCGAGGCCGUGGACACUGCACGACGAUCCUCCCGAACGCUCAGGAUUCCGGUGCAUCGCCGACGCAUCGCCGUCGCAACGCCGGAACUCUGUUUUCCUGCUUUCAAUUUAAUUUACGCUUCAUUUAGUGAUACUUUGUUGAUUUUUAUUUACCAAACUAUACUUCGUUCAAUUACGAUUCUUCCGGCUUUUACAGAUCUUAAUUUGAUUAAUUGAGUCGUCUGUAAUCGCCUACGUAAGAAUCGCCGGGCGGAACUCUGUUUCCGCCUGAUUCGCGUUCGCCGGGUGCUGACGUCAUCCUGACGUCCGCACCCUUAUUUCUUUUUUUUUCGUGAAUUUUAAAUAUAUUUCCUUUUUAUUUCCUAGUAUAAAAUUCGUAAGAAAAUCGUACUCAUUGAGAAAAAUUCUGAAUAAUUACCAGAUAUUAUAUUACAUCCCUGUGAUCGACCUGGAAAAUUACCGCUAUUUUUGGAAUUUUUAUUGAAUUAUAAUUGAUAUAUUUAUUUAGAAAUACUUCUAAAUAUCCGAAAAUUCGUAUUUUCUAGUUUUAUAAAUUUUAUAUUUGCGUGAUUUAACAUACAACGACUGAGUCACGUCAAAUUUUGGCGCCGUUGCCGGGGAUGUAUUGCAUAAUAUUUAGUAUUUUUCUGUUUUUCUCUUAGAGUACACAAAAAAAAAAACUUUACUCUUGUUUUAUUUUCUUUUUGCUGAUUUUUAUUAGAAAAAGGGAACGAAAAGAAGCACGGCAAGGACUGGAGCAUCCUGAAGGAGGGUAACAGUUACUAACUUUUUCCCUCGAAUUUAUUGAUUUUUAUGCAUGGUAGAAGAUCCUUGCAUCCAAGGCUAGAAAAUCCUUUCAUUAUUUCAUUCAAAAAUAAAAAUCCAAAAGAAAAAUUAAUUUUGAUGGAUCCUGAAGGAAGUACAGGUCAAACUGAGAACAAUCCUAUGGCCAUGAAAAAUCAUUAUAUCCCUGAUUCAUUUCAAAGAGCAUCUAAUAUUAGAGUCCCAUUAGCACCCACUGUUAAAUUCGAAAUAAAUCCAGGAAUUUUUCAAAUGCUCCCUAAUUUUCAUGGAUUGCCUUUAGAGGAACCUCAUCAGCACUUAGAAAAAUUUCAUAUGGUCUGUGAUUUAGUUAAUCUCCCUCAAGUUACACCGGAAAUUAUUAAGAUGAAAUUAUUCCCUCAUACACUUAGGGACAAAGCUAGUCAUUGGCUAUCCACAUUAGAUAGAGAAUUAACUAGCUGGAAAGAUAUAGAACAGGCCUUUCUUCGAAAAUUUUAUCCUUUAGGAAAAACUCAAAAUAUGAGAAAACAUAUAUGGAGUUUUUCUCAAAGACCAGGAGAAACUUUGCAUCAGACAUGGGAAAAAUUCAAAGAUUUACUUAGAAAGUGUCCUCAUCAUGCUAUACCCAAGUGGCAGCUCAAUAGAAUUUUUUAUGAUGGAUUAUUAGAACAACAUAGAAAUAUGGUUGAUUCUAUAUGUGGAGGAGCUUUUAUGGAGAAAACUCCUGAUGAGAUUUACAGUCUUUAUGAGAAUUUAAGUGAAAAUUCUAGAGAUCAAGCCUCUUUUGAAUUAUAUGACAAGGAAAUGAAGAGAGAAAUUUAUGAAUUGCAUCAUGAUGAUGAUUCUAAACUUAGAAAUGAGGUUAAUCAGAUUAAUCAAAGAUUAGAAAAAAUUGAUUUACUUAUUGAUAAUAUUAGAAAGCCUUUUAACCCUCAACUUAAUUCGAAUAGUACAUGUCCUAUGUAUGGUGAAAAUGAUUAUUCUGAACUUCAAUGUUAUAAUUUAGAUCAAUCAUUUCACCCUAUGCAAGAACAAGUGCAAGUAGCUCACGGUUUUAAUAGAAAUAGGGAAAAUUUUUCAAAUUCUUAUAAUCCUAAUUGGAGGAAUAAUUUUUCAUGGAGAGACCCAAAUAAUAUUCAAAAUCCAGAAGCACUUAGACCCAAUUCAAACUCUGAAUUUCGUCCAAAACAAGAAAAUAGAUUUCAGAAAAAUCAGCCCUCUCAAACCCAACCUGAUGCUAUGGAAAUGAUGCAGCAAAUGAGCCAAAUGAUGCAACAAACUAUGAAUCAAAUGAUGCAACAAACUAUGAAUCAAAUGAUGCUUCAUCAGAAACAAAUUAUAGAGGCUCUUGGGAAUAAGAGAGAAGAGGGACAGCUACCUAGUCAGCCCAUAGAAAAUUCAGAAAACUGUCCAACAGUAAGAUUUCAGCAAGAAGAGUCUAACUGGAUAAAUUUAGAAAAAAACCCACGAAAUGAAAAUGUUAGGACAGUGAAUACAUUGAGUGAGAAUAUUUUACCUGAUCCUUAUUUCCAAUUAUUAGAAGAAAUUGAUGAUCCAUUAGAAGUAAAUGAGGAUAUUAAGGGCAAAAAUAUAGUAGCAGAAAAUUUGAAUAAAAUCAUUUAUUGCUCACAAUUGAUGAAUGAAUAUAGUGAGGAUGAUGAGGAGAAAGAACCCUUAGAUGAAGAAACAGCGACUGAUCAUAGAAAAAUCAUCCAAAUUUCAGUAGAAGGGAGUAAGGACAGAAAUGAAGAAAAAUAUAUUUCAGGGGAGGAAAAAUCAAUUGAUUUGGGAGAUGUAGGAGACGAAAUUAAUGAAUCUAAUCAUAAUUUUGCAGCCAUGGAUGUUGAUUGUGAGGAUGAUGAUGUAUAUCAUAUACCAAAAUUAAAAGAUAGCUCUUGGGAAGAUGAAGAAUUUGAUGAGUUGAGAAACGAAAAGCUAGAAAAAGAAUUGAUUCAACUAAUGGGAACAAGCAAAAAUAAUAGAUGUGAAUAUAGAAAUAAUUUUGGAGGAGAAAAUUUGAAUUUUACUGAAUUCAUUAGAUCUGAGAUUAAAGAAGACAAUCCUUCCAUCCUUCAAAACCCACAGCCCAUUAGAAUUAUUUCUAAGCUUGAAAUAUUUCACUCCUCACAAAUUGAACAAAUAUGUAUGGAAGAUAAAAUGGAGCAGGGAAAGAUUAUGCAGAUAAAAGAAGACAUUAAGAAAUGGGUGAGUGGAAGAAUUAGAGAUACCAAUUUAGAUGAAAAAAUUUUAGAUUGGGCAAGAGCUAAUCUGAAAAUUAUACGGCCUGAUCACAUUUUAUGGUUUAUUAAUAGAAAGUAUUUAUUAAUGAAUGAGAGCCUAACAAAACAAGAUAGAAAUAAGGAAAGAUUCUUUUCAAAAUGGAAAUAUUAUUUUUGGGAAAAUUUUGUUAAUUUCCAUUUUGUUUUGGCUGAAAGUAUGUCAAGGUAUAUAUAUGAAGUAUAUGAAUUUAUGCUAAAUCUGAAAAAGAAUAUCAUAAAACUUACCUUGGGAUACAAAUAUAUUUUGAUGGCCAUAGAUCAGCUUAUAUGAUAUAAGAGCUGUCCAGCUGGAGACAUUAAAUUCAGCGCUGCAUGGGAGGCAACCCAUGGUUUUUAUUUCAUUUUGUUUGAUCUCUGUUUUUCUUAGAAUUUCGCAGUACUUGUUUCUGUGUUUGUUUUUCUUUCGAAAAAGUGCAGGAGGAGGAGUGUAAGAUGAAGUGGAAAAUUAAAAACGAGGUUGAGGUGAUGUCUUUCUGAGCUUCAUCAUUUAUGAAAAUAUUUUUAAUGCUUAACUUUGCAGAUAUGCAUGCUUCACUUGAAAAUUAUAUUUUCUGCAUAUUCUGUUUCGAGUUUUCUGUGUCAUUGAGGACAAUGUCAUUUUUAAGUUGGGGGGUGAAGUAUUCAUUAUUAAUUUAUGCUGUAGGACGAUUAAGAACAUGUGUUUGCAUUUUAUUCAACUUAGAACAGCAACUAAAAAAAAUAAAAAUAAAAUAAAAUUCGGAAAAACUGCAACAUCUAUUUUCUGGUUUUCUGUUAGGAACAACAGACUGUCAAAAACAGCAGAUGAAAAAACAACCCGAAAUUUGAAAUUCUAGAGACCCUUUUCUCACAUUUCAAUCCCGUAGACAUAUAUUACUGAAAUUCGAAAUUACAGCUAUAAAGAAGAUAGUUUUGAUUUAUUUUUGACAAAUUUAUUGCUGCUAAAAUAGAACUGAAAACAGAAAACAGAACUGUCAGAACUAUCUAAUUUACAAAUUCCUUACAUCAUAUUGCAUGCAUGAAAAAUUAAAUCAAUUAGAUUGAUUGAUACCAAAAGAUACUAGGAAGAUUAUUAUUGAGUCAAAAGAAUGAUCUGGUAGCAUGAAAUGUUGGAAUACUCCUUGGAUACAUGAUAGAUAACACGGAUUUGAUUUUACAGAUUUUCACUUCAUGAUCUUGAUGGAUAAUAUUUACUUGAUGUGAAAAUUUGAUUGAUCAUUUGAGUUUAAUGGAGAUUUUUGCACCCUGAUCUAUAGGACUUGUGAGGAGAAAUCACUUAUUUCAAAAAACAAAAAAGAAAAAAAAAAAAGAGAGAGCAAUGUGAAAAAUCUAGAAACGAAGAGUACACAUGGAGGGUGUGAGACAUCAUUCUCAUUGUCGAAAAUCGUGCAUAGAAAAACACUUGCUGAAAAAUAAGUGGAUAAAGUGAAAGCCCUGAAAAUGAAGAGUACACAUGGAGGGUGUGAGACAUCAUUCUUAUUGUCGAAAUUUGUCUACAGGAAAAGCUACUUAUCCACUAUUUAUAAAAAAAAAAAAAGAAGGAAGAAAUAUAGUGCAAACUUCAAAAAUUAAGUCAUAGAAAAAGGGAAAUGUAAGAUCAAUAUUAUUCUUGGAUGAGUAUUGAUAAUUGGAACAUCUUGUAAAUACAUCUAUGAGUGAAGAAGUGAUAAAGAUGUGAAUAGAAGAAGUGAAGUCUAGAUUGUUAUUCCAAGGAGUGUUUAAACAUUUAAGUGCUUGACAUCAUUCUUAAAUACUUGAUAUAAGAAUCCAAAGUGUUUAAAGGUGCAUCAUUUCUAAUUGUAUUUCUUUUCUGUAUUGAAAUAUGAUGUUUGAGAUUUGUAAAUUUUUAUUUUUGUAAUUCCAUUGCUAAGGGACUAGCAAUGAUUUAACUUGGGGGGUGUGAUAAGUCUUCAUUAUCAUGAGUUAAUAAUUAGUAAAUAAUAUAGUUUUAGCCUUAACUCAUGAUAAAUAGACUUAUAUUUGUGUUAAAGCAUGAAAAGUGGUUUUCAGUUGAUUAACGUUAAUUUUUGGGUAAUUAUGUGAUUUUAUACGAUUUUUACAGUCUUAGUUUUGAGAUAAAUGAAGAACAAGAAAUAAAAAUAAAAAUAUUGCAAAAUGGGGAACCCGCCGGCCAGCCGGGCCCGCAAGCGGGUCGGAAGCGCAGUCGGGGAGUAGCCGCGAGCAGGGGCUCGAGCGGCUUGCUUGGAUCGAUAGGGGCACGUGUGCGCCACUCCCCUUCCACGUCACCGGUGGCCAGCCGGCUGUGGGGCAAGGAGUGGUCGUACACGCGAGAGAAGAGACUUUGCCUUACAAAGCUAACAUUACUAUAUAUUCGCCCGAAAAAUCGGUGCACAACCGAUGUGGGACUAAACCCCCGUCACACCUUGUUCAGGGGCGGGCGACCGCCGCGGGUUCGAAUCCUCCCAGAGUCAAAAUUCAUAUAUUUUUAACUGAUUAUCGCGACUUUCCUGCAGAUCGCCGCUGAAGGAUUAAGCAACCAGAAUCGUUGGAUCAUCGGCGAAAAUCUCGUCAACGCAAUUCGCGGAGCAUUGCUACUAAAGUUGCUGAACGAUUCACGAUAAAAGGAUCGCGAAUCCAUCGAGUAAAUCAUCUCCGAUUGAUCGACGAACAAGCCGUCGUCGGGAAGAGGACGAUCCGUCGGGAGACAAGUCGCCACCUCCUGAGAGCGUACCAGAUGCGAUGAAGAGCCUCCUCUUGCUGCGCGGACCUGAGGAUGAAGCUCCCUAACACGCGCCUCACCUCCAUCCCGCCCCUCUCCGUCGGGUGACAGCCGCCGGAGAGCCGCAAAGUCGCCGUUUUUCCGCUCCGCCGGGUGACAGCCGCCGGAGACGAUUCGACGACCCACUUCAUUGGUCUCUAGACUUCGCGAGAAGAUCUAGAGAUUGCCCACGUCGUCUUUGUCCAAGGAGAGCCUUCGAGGCCGUAGACACUGCACGACGACCCUCCCGAACGCUCAGGAUUCCGGUGCAUCGCCGACGCGUCGCCGUCGCGACGCCGGAACUCUGUUUUCCUGCUUUAUCUAGAGACUGCCCACGUCGUCUUUGUCCAAGGAGAGCCUUCGAGGCCGUGGACACUGCACGACGAUCCUCCCGAACGCUCAGGAUUCCGGUGCAUCGCCGACGCAUCGCCGACGCAUCGCCGUCGCGACGCCGGAACUCUGUUUUCCUGCUUUCAAUUUAAUUUACGCUUCAUUUAGUGAUACUUUGUUGAUUUUUAUUUACCAAACUAUACUUCGUUCAACUACGAUUCUUCCGGCUUUUACAGAUCUUAAUUUGAUUAAUUGAGUCGUCUGUAAUCGCCUACGUAAGAAUCGCCGGGCGGAACUGUGUUUCCGCCUGAUUCGCGUUCGCCGGGCGCUGACGUCAUCCUGACGUCCGCACCCUUAUUUCCUUUUUUUUUCGUGAAUUUUAAAUAUAUUUCCUUUUUAUUUUCUAGUAUAAAAUUCGUAAGAAAAUCGUACUCAUUGAGAAAAAUUCUGAAUAAUUACCAGAUAUUAUAUUACAUCCCUGUGAUCGACCUAGAAAAUUACCGCUAUUUUUGGAAUUUUUAUUGAAUUAUAAUUGAUAUAUUUAUUUAGAAAUACUUCUAAAUAUCCGAAAAUUCGUAUUUUCUAGUUUUAUAAAUUUUAUAUUUGCGUGAUUUAACAUACAACGACUGAGUCACGUCAACCCUUUUCUCACAUUUCAAUCCCCUAGAUAUAUAUUACUGAAAUUCGAAAUUAAAACUAUAAAGAGGAUAGUUUUGAUUUAUUUUUGACAAAUUUAUUGUGGCUAAAAAUAAACUGAAAAAAGAAAAUAGAACUGUCAGAACUAUCUAAUUUACAAAUUCUUUACAUCAUAUUACAUGCAUGAAAAAUUAAAUCAAUUAGAUUGAUUGAUACCAAAAGAUACUAGGAAGAUUAUUAUUGAGUCAAAAGAAUGAUCUAGUAGUAUGAAAUGUUGGAAUACUCUUUGGAUACAUGAUAGAUAACAUGGAUUUGAUUUUACAAAUUUUCACUUCAUGAUCUUAAUGGAUAGUAUUUACUUGAUGUGAAAAUUUGAUUGAUCAUUUAAAUUUAAUGGAGAUUUUUGCACCCUGAUCUAUAGGAUUAAUGAGGAGAAAUCACUUAUUUCGAAAAAAAAAGAGAGAGCAAUGUGAAAAAUCUAGAAACGAAGAGUACACAUGGAGGGUGUGAGACAUCAUUCUCAUUGUCGAAAAUCGUGCAUAGAAAAACACUUGCAGAAAAAUAAGUGGAUAAAGUGAAAGCCCUGAAAAUGAAGAGUACACAUGGAGGGUGUGAGACAUCAUUCUUAUUGUCGAAAUUUGUCUACAGGAAAAGCUACUUAUCCACUAUUUAUAAAAAAAAAAAAAGAAGGAAGAAAUAUAGUGCAAACUUCAAAAAUUAAGUCAUAGAAAAAGGGAAAUGUAAGAUCAAUAUUAUUCUUGGAUGAGUAUUGAUAAUUGGAACAUCUUGUAAAUACAUCUAUGAGUGAAGAAGUGAUAAAGAUGUGAAUAGAAGAACUGAAGUGUAGAUUGUUAUUCCAAGGAGUGUUUAAACAUUUAAGUACUUGGCAUCAUUCUUAAAUACUUGAUAUAAGAAUUCAAAGUGUUUAAUGGUGCAUCAUUUCUAAUUAUAUUUUUUUUGUAUUGAAAUAUGAUGUUUGAGAUUUGUAAAAUUUUAUUUUCGUAAUUCCAUUGCUAAGGGACUAGCAAUGAUUUAAGUUGGGGGGUGUGAUAAGUCUUCAUUAUCAUGAGUUAAUAAUUAGUAAAUAAUAUAGUUUUAGCCUUAACUCAUGAUAAAUAGACUUAUAUUUGUGUUAAAGAAUGAUUUUUUGUUUUCAAUUGAUUAACGUGAAUUUUUGGGUAAUUAUGUGAUUUUAUACAAUUUUUACAGUCUUACUUUUGAGACAAAUCAAGAACAAGAAAUAAAAAUAAAAAUAUUGCAAAAAUGGGGGGACCCGCCGGCCAGCCGUGCUCGCAAGCAGCUCGGAAGCGCAGUCGGGGAGUAGCUGCGAGCAGGGGCUCAAGCGGCUUGGCUUGGGGACCGACUGACACGCGUACGCCACUCCCCUUCCACAUCACUAGUGGCCAGCCGGCUAUGGGGCAAGGAGUGGUCAUACACGUGAGAGAAGGGACUAACCCCCGUCACACCUUCCUCAAAAGAGGCGGGCGAUUGGCGUGGGUUCGAAUCCUUCCAGAGUCAAAAUUCAUAUAUUUUUAUUUGAUUAUUGCGACUUUCUUGCAGAUGGCUGGGGAAGGAUUAAGCAACGAGAAUCGCUGGAUCAUCGGCGAAAAUCUCAUCAACACGAUUCGCAAAGCAUUGCUACUAAAAUUGCUGAACGAUUCACGAUAAAAGGAUCGCGAAUCCAUUGAGUAAAUCAUCUCCGAUUGAUCGACGAACAAGCCGUCGUCAGGAAGAGGACGAUCCGCCGGGAGACCAGUCGCCACCUCCAGAGAGCGUACCAGAUGCGAUGAAGAGCCUCCUCUUGCUGCGCGGACCUAAGGAUGAAGCUCCUUAACACGCGCCCCACCUCCAUCCAGCGCCUCUCUGUCAGGUGACAGCCGCCGGAGAGCCGCAAAGUCGCCAUUUUUCCACUCCGCCGGGUGACAGCCACCGGAGACGAUUUGACGACUCACUUCAUUGAUCUUUAGACUUUGCGAGAAGAUCUAGAGAUUGCCCACGUUGUCUUUGUCCAAGGAGAGCCUUCGAGGCCGUGGGCAUUGCACAACGAUCCUCCCGAACGCUCACGAUUUCGGUGCAUCGCCGACGCAUCGUCGUCGCGACGCCGGAACUCUGUUUUCCUGCUUUCAAUUUAAUUUACGCUUCAUUUAGUGAUACUUUGUGUGAUUUUAAUUUACCAAACUAUAUUUCGUUCAAUUAUGAUUCUUCUGGCUUUUACAGAUCUUAAUUUGAUUAAUUAAGUCAUCUGUAAUCGCUUACGUAAGAAUCGCCGGGUGGAACUCUAUUUCUGCUGUUUGCUAGGAGCUGACAUCAUCCUGACGUCUGCACCCUUAUUUCCUUUUUUUCGUGAAUUUUAAAUAUAUUUUCUUUUUAUUUCCUAGUAUAAAAUUUGUAAGAAAAUCGUAUUCAUUGAGAAAAAUUCUGAAUAAUUACCAGAUAUUAUAUUACAUCCCUGUGAUCGACCUAGAAAAUUAUCGCUAUUUUUGGAAUUUUUAUUGAAUUAUAAUUGAUAUAUUUAUUUAGAAAUACUUCUAAAUAUCCGAAUAUUCGUAUUUUCUAGUUUUAUAAAUUUUAUAUUUGCGUGAUUUAUUGUACAACGACUGAGUCACGUCACACCCCUUAUUUUGCUUUAUUUGAUGAGAUUUAAUUUGUGGAGAUUAGGCAACAGAAUCAAGUUGAGGCACUAACACAUGACAUCAUCAAAUGAGGAGAUCAGAAGUUGUUAAGAACAUCCACACAAUCAUCAAUGGAUCUCAACAUUUAAGAAGAUCAUACUUAUUGAGCGAUUAGACUCUUGCCUAAUAUUUUCGUAGCCAAAAAGAUAGAAAUGCCCUCAUUUAAUCACAGUUCUACAAAUGUAUUCCCAUCCUCUCAUGUAAACCCUUACGCAUUUAAGCUGCUAUUUAGAGGCAAAAGAACGAACUUUGAAUGUCCCGACAUUUAGUCGGCUAAAUGAAACCAUAUUGAGGUUUUACAUCAAUCUAGACGUGUUAGAGUUGAUUUAAGCUUUGUUUUGUAGCUAAGAUCAUUAGGGAAGCAUACUCAAAGUGGAAACUAUCUAGCCUUUGUGAAAUAUAGAGGCCUGAGGUAAGUUCUCCAAGUCCAAUAUGUUUUGAGUGUGAACAACAAUCUAGCUUCUGUAGUUUUGAACAUAUAGAAAUAUAGUGUUAACUUUGUCUCACAAAUCGUUUGUGAGUGUUUUCCCCAUUUUUAGUUGUCAUCUACAUCGCUGAACCAUUGUUUCCCCCUUUUUUGACAGUGAAAAUUCUUCUUAUUUGUCAUCACCUCUCUUUUGAACUCGUUUGAUUUAAAUAGUAACUAAGUACAUCUAAUUCUCAUUCCUUGUCGAUCGACCUCGAGCUUACCACAAUAUUUACCUAUUUUAGUAUUUUUAUUUGAUACAUUUGUGAUUAUAAAUAUUUUUGAUCAACUAAUUUUGGGGCUUUCAAUGACCCUUGAUUUCGUUUUAUCAACUGACACCGUUCCUAGGGAAUGAGUGCCAUUAGACGUGAGUAGCUUUUUAAUUGAGUUAAAUUCCCAUUAUUAUUUAUUUUAAAGAACAAAUUUAUAGAAUAUCCAAUCAUUAAUAGGUCUGUUUUCAAAAAUUUUCAUAAUCUAUCAUUGAGAUAGUUAUAUAAAUCUUUACUGAAAUAGAAGUUUACAAUGUUCAUUGUAUUUCUUUAAAUAUUUUGAAUUGAUUUUUUUAUAUAUAGACUGAAUUUGUAUUUUUAAAUUUGAAGUAGUCAAGGUGAAAGUGUUUGGUAUACUUACUUUAUUCACUAUUUUAAUUUCCUGUAUUUCUUUCUUUUCUCUUUAUCAAUACUCACUGAGCCAUAUUCUAUGCAAGGUCACAUAUCCCUAAAACAACCAUUAGCGAUCCCUAAACAAGAUCAGACCAACACAUCUAGCUCAUACACUUUUGAAAACCCCAUACUAUAAGAAAAUCAAAUGGCCCAACAAAACCCAAACAAUGAGACAAUGAGGCUGAAAGACCAUUUUGUCCCUCUCCAAUACCGACCAAUAUAGGUGAGGGAGUGAAUUUUAGAGUAGAUCAUCAUAUUGUGCAAAUGCUACUAAAGUUUCAUGGAAUGAGUCAUGAGGAAUCAUACAAGCAUUUAGAAGAUUUUUUUUCAAGUAUGUGAGAUUUCUUAUUAUCCCAAUGUCCCACUAGAAGUGCUAAAAAUGAGAUUAUUUCUUUUUACCCUAAAAGACAAAGCAAAAGAGUGGCUCAGAACCCUAGCACAAGACUUAAAUUCAUGGGGUGAAAUGGAGACCACCUUCUUAAAGAAAUUUUAUUCUGUAGGGAGAAUUAAUAUUGUAAGGAAGUCAGUUAGAUAUUUUAAUCAAGGAUCAUAGGAAUCAUUUUAUGAGACUUGGGAGAAAUGAAAGAAUAUAGUAGACAAUGUUCUCACCAUGGGAUUCAAAUUGGCAGCUAGUUCAAAUAUUUUAUGAAGGAUUAGGAGAUAAAGAUAGACACAUGAUUGAUGCUGCUAGUGGUGGGACAUUUAUGAAUAAAUUUGAUGAUGAAGCCCUAGAUUUAAUUGAAAUGUUGGCUGAAAAUAGUACUCAUCAUAUAGUAUUAAAUCAAAACGGAAGGCAAAUAAGGCCUAGAAGAGGUGGAAUGAUUGAAACAAAAGCUGUUGAAUCCGAAAUAUUUUUAGAAAAAAUUGAUAAAGUGAUGAAAGAUGUAAAAUUUUUGAUGGACAAGUCAUCAACAGCUCCUGCUCAAGCUUUUGAACAGUCCAUGCAUGGCCCAGAUAUGACUGCAUGUACCCUUUGUUCUAGUUAUGAACAUGUAGAAAUAGAGUGUCCUAGAAUGAAGGGUUGAUGGCAAUGAAUGAUAGAGUCAGUCCCCCUCAACUUAUUGCUAGACACUCAUGGUCAGAAAGGACAUCUCAACCUCCUGUAUACAGAACACAAUAUAACAAAUACAACAACUAAAAUUAUAAAAGAGGAAAUGAUAACACCUAUCAACCAUCAUUUCCCAAAUUUCUAACAGCAAGGUCCCUUCCAGCCAAUCCUACGUCCACAAAAUUUUCAGUCCACUCAACCAACUCAUCCUGCUCAAAACAAAGCCACCUUGGCUACUAAUGAAUUGUUGAAGCAGAUGUUGCAGGAGCAAAAGGAGCAAAUGCAAGAGCUGAGGAUAGAAAUGGAAAAAAUGAAGAUGAUGGUGGGAGGGUAGUCACAACAAGGCUACACCACACACGAUAGAUAAAAACAUAAAAUGAUUAAAGUAGGGUUAGGUGACCAUGAAGUAGGUCAAUUUCUUACUCAACCUGUUUUAAAUCCUCCAAAUUUAUAUUUUUCUACAAAUAAGCAUUAUAUUCAUGAAGUAAAGAGUAAAGAACUUGAGUUAGAAACACUGCACAUUAUUUAAAGACUUAGGAAUGUAAAGGAUUUGCCUGAUCCAUAUGAACUGAGUGAAGAAAUAGAAGUUGAAAGAAAAAUCCAACAUAGAUAAAACUCAAGAAAAAGUAGAAGAGCUAGCAAAGGAUGAACCUAAUCCCGAGGGAUAUAAAUUGCUUGUUCCUUAAUGCUCUGAAAAUAUCAAAAAAAAACUCAACCAAUCUGAUUAUCAUUUGCUAGAACUGUUCAAACAAGUUAUAAUAAAUAUUCCAUUAGUUGAUGCCAUAGAACACAUACCAUACUAUGUUAAAUUUUUAAAAGGAUUAUGUACACCUAGUAGAAAACAAAAAUAGAUUUAAUUAUCUGAAAAUAUUAAUUCCAUAUUACUUAAUCACAUUCUUAAAAAGUGUAGGGAUCUAGGAGCACCCUUGAUUAAAUGCGAAAUAGGAGGUAUGAUUUCACCUGUUCAUUGUUUGAUUCAGGUGCAAGUGUCAAUAUUAUUUUCAAAAUUAUAUAUGAUAAAUUCAAAAUGGGUGAGUUACAACCUAUUUUCUUAGAACUGCAGCUAGCUGAUGGGUCAAGUAGAUAGUCAUAGUUCUUGAGUUAAAAUAUUAGAAGAUGUCAUAGUUAAAAUUGAAAACUGUUAUUUCUAGUAGAUUUUAUUAUUGUUUAUAUGAAGAUGACUGAAAAUAUCAAUCAUGCUCCUAUAAUCCUUGGUAGACCCUUCUUAGAAACAGUCAAAGCCAUAAUAGAUCGGGGAAAGAGGAUAGUAGAGUUAAAAUUUGGGUAA